Molecule: messenger RNA, 897 nt
Organism: Aspergillus tanneri
Lineage: Eukaryota; Fungi; Ascomycota; Eurotiomycetes; Eurotiales; Aspergillaceae
Gene: gprD
Product: protein gprD
Exons: 3
Coding region: 1-897 (298 amino acids)
Biological process (GO): adenylate cyclase-activating G protein-coupled receptor signaling pathway
Cellular component (GO): plasma membrane
Molecular function (GO): G protein-coupled receptor activity
Source: RefSeq, a predicted model, not a curated record
AUGCUUACUCUCCUCCGAACGUUGCGCAUUCUAUCCUCUGAAAAAACGUAUACUACACACCUCACGACCAGAGAAGCUAGUAGUUCCUACGAACCACUUCGUGGAAGUGAGAGGGCGGGGUUUAUUGCUGUGGGACUAUGGGCGUUUAUCAUUGUGUUGGGAUUGAUCCCCGUUGGAAAAUUCGGCUCCGAAACAUUUGUUGUCUCCGAAGCCGCAUGGUGCUGGCUUGACCGUGAGCACGAAGCAGUGCGACUCUGGGCGCACUACAUUUGGAUUUUUCUUGCGGAAUUCGGAACAGUCGUCCUCUACAGCAUCAUGUUCUUCUAUUUGCGACGUCGUAUGUCACAGGCCGCUAUGCUUCGGCAAAAAAAUAAGGAAAAUUUGAAGCGCUUGAAUCGGGUGGUUAUAUACAUGGUUAUCUAUCCUCUGGUGUAUCUCAUUCUCUCUCUUCCCCUAGCGGCCGGACGAAUGUCAACCGCUCGGCAUGUCAUUCCCAGUCGAGAAUACUUCUCUGUGGCAGGAUCACUAAUGGCGCUCUCUGGAAUUGUGGAUGUACUUGUGUACACGUUGACCCGCCGCCAUUUGUUGCUGGAAACGGAGCUGGGCUCUUCUGACAAGAUCUAUGCCUACACCAGCUCGAAUGCAUACCAGACACACAUUACGACAGCCAGAAGAGAGGGUAAGAAAUUCCGUAUGGGGUCCCGCAUACGUCGUGGACUUCAAAGUGUGAACGAUACGGUAGAUGAUCGCGGCAACUCCACUGACGAUAUUGUGCGGAAAGGUGAUAUGGAGCUGAUCAACAUGGGCCAAGGGGUGUACCAAGAGACAACGAUUGAGAUUUCGCACGAGCCUGCGGAUCCAGAGGAGUUUCGGAGACACCAUAGAGUGGAGCAGUGA